This is a messenger RNA of Spirodela intermedia, 288 nucleotides long. Lineage: Eukaryota; Viridiplantae; Streptophyta; Magnoliopsida; Alismatales; Araceae. The record is from the annotation of a GenBank genome assembly.
AUGAGGAGUCCCUACCUAGCGGCUUUCGCCAUCGCGCUUGCAGCGCUGCUGCUUCUGCUGGCGGAGCCGGCGGUGGCGGCCCCGCCGUGCGUGGAGGCGGGGCUGGCCCCAUGCGACGGCGCCCUGGAGACGGGGAGCCCCUCCAGCGAGUGCUGCGCCCAGUUGAGGCUGCAGCAGCCCUGCCUCUGCGGGUACAUGAGGAAUGAUCCCAAGAUCUGGAACCUGGUCCACUCCCCCAACGGCCACAAGGUCGCCGCCGUCUGCGGCUUUCCCUUCCCCUCCUGCUGA